GGCCAGCUUCCGCAGAUGGGCUGUGCCAGAGAUGCCCACCAGCAGGGCCGCUCCCACCACCACCCUGUGCGGAAGAGGCCCAUUUCAGGCAGGAGCAGCUGGGCCUGGCUCCUGAGCCGCCUGGGAGGCAAGCCCAGCAGGGGAGAACAGGGCCCUCUUCUCUUUGGGCUGGGGGGGGAGGGUGAAGGGAGCGGGCCCGGGCUCUUCCCUUCUCCCCAGGGCCCAUCCGCCCGCUGGGACUUUCCCAGCCGGUUCUCCCCUUCUUGCGGGAAGGCCAGUCCUGCUGCCCAUCAGCGGAUGAUCCAGUUGCGUCAGAAUGCUGAUCGCCACCUCCCUCCCACCUCCGUUUCUUUGGAGCCCCUGCAGGUGGGACGCUUUCCAGAAGUGCUGGCUGGCGGCGUCCGGCAGGACACCCUAAAUUUAGACUCUCUGACAAAAGCCCUGGAAGGCGGCCGAGCGGCUCGGAGGCUUUUAAAGGCUCUGCAGCUCCUGGUGGCUCUGUCGGGUGAGACUUGCUGGGCACAGCUUCCAGAGGGGAGGCCCGCGCCGACUGCUCCCUGUUGGCAGGCAGGAAGACGAGCCUGGGUGGAGGGUCCCGGCUUCUCCAGCGCUGAUCUGCUUGGACACCCGCCCCCUCGGAGCUCACACCUUCAGUACCCUUGUCUGUUUUCUGGGCAGGACGCAACCAGGCAGGCGGCCAGCGCCAUGGAGAAGGCCCAUGGGAUGUUCGACAACACGUUGGGGGGCUUCCUGAGGCCCCAUCCAGAGCCCCGGAGCUUCUCAGGCCGGGCUGGUGGGAUGGGAAACAUCAAAACCUUGGGGGAUACGUACCAGUUUGCGGUGGAUGUCAGUGACUUCUCCCCUGAAGACAUUAUUAUUACCACAUCAAAAAACCAGAUUGAAGUCCGUGCUGAGAAGCUGGCGGCCGACGGGACCAUCGUCAACACGUUCACCCACAAGUGCCAGCUCCCUGAAGAUGUGGACCCCACGUCGGUCACCUCCGCCCUGGGGGCAGACGGCUCCCUGACCAUCAAGGCGAGGAGAGGCCCGGCCAAACCACCAGAGCAAGUGCAGCAGACCUUCCGGACUGAGAUAAAAAUAUGACCUCUGGAGUGGUUUGGGCGGGCAGGCAAGCGGGCAGGGAGCCGGGCUAGGCAGGUGGGGGUGGAAAGCAGAUCUGUCCUUGGUGUUCUCCUUCGUCAAUACGAGAUGUUUUGGUUUGUUAUCCGUGACUGAAGGUCAAAGGGAUGCCGGCAAAGAGCCCAGCGGCAAAAGCUGCCCUUCCCCCCUUGGAAACAGAAAGGAUGCCACAGCUUUUGCCAGCAGGAACAGCAAAGCUGGAGGGCAGCUGGAGCUGAACUUUCCAAUUCUAUGGCCAGCAAUUCAAUGAACGUUGAAGGGAAAUACUCCCCCACCCCAAACAGAGGAGGUUGUUGAUAUGAAGCAUAUAUGGUAGGGAGUCCAUCCCACAGUGCUUGCUUCUGACGAACGUGCUUAGGAGGACCGAACACUGUCCAAACAUUCAGGAGGUUUAAAUGGUACAUGUUAAUAUGCUAGUUCGUUAUUUUCCCUUCCCUGCUGCCUUUGCUCCCCGUCAGAUCCAGCUACGUCCACUAACGAAAAUGUUGAGGAGAAACAAAAGAUGUAUAAACAUUUAAACUUUAAUUAUACAAAGCGACUCCCUUGCAAGUCAUGCCCC
Messenger RNA from Candoia aspera, 1699 nucleotides. It is a transcript of the gene HSPB7, whose product is annotated as heat shock protein family B (small) member 7. Gene Ontology annotation, cellular component: nucleus; cytoplasm. The transcript has 3 exons. The record is from RefSeq and is a predicted model, not a curated record. Gene Ontology annotation, biological process: heart development. Bases 16 to 1104 code for a protein of 362 amino acids. NCBI's taxonomy places the organism in Eukaryota, Metazoa, Chordata, Lepidosauria, Squamata, Candoiidae.